AUGAAUCGCCUUCGAGCAGGCAAGGAAGCCGCUUCUUCGUCUGGAGUUCGCUGCAGAUUGGAAGCCAUUCUUACAAGGUACAGUGAAAUUUUCAAGAACGAACUUGGCACGAUUCGAGGGGAAGAGGCUCAUCUGUACUUGAAGGAGGAAAGGCGCCCAAAAUUUUUGAAGGCGAGAAGUGUGCCGUAUGCUCUUCGACCAGCAGUUGAAAAAGAAAUCAUCGAACUACAAGAAAUUGGCAUAUUGAGGACAGUUUGUUCAAGUGAAUUUGCGACACCUGUCGUACCCGCUAUCAAGCGCGAUGGGUCGAUCCGCCUUUGCGGAGAUUACAAGACUACGAUCAAUCCUAUGCUUGAUGUGGACCAGUAUCCUAUACCCAGAGUUGAUGAAUUGUUUUCGACCCUGGCAGGCGGAACAAGGUUCUCAAAAAUAGAUCUAAAUCGGGCGUAUCAACAAGUUCUUAUGAAUGAAGACUCGAGCAAGUUGCUAACGUUGAAUACGCACAUGGGACUCUAUGCAGUGAAUCGCCUUUUGUUAGGCGUAGCGUCAGCUCCAGCGAUAUUCCAGAAAAUAAUGGAUGGUAUCCUGAAGGGACUACCGGGUGUGAUAUGCUACCUGGACGACAUACUCAUUACUGAACGAACAGAGGAAGAGCACCUACAGAAUUUGGAGAAGGUCCUUAAGCGCCUGUAG
Ornithodoros turicata is the source of this 693-nucleotide messenger RNA. RefSeq lists its product as uncharacterized. NCBI's taxonomy places the organism in Eukaryota, Metazoa, Arthropoda, Arachnida, Ixodida, Argasidae. The record is from RefSeq and is a predicted model, not a curated record. The coding region runs from base 1 to 693 and encodes 230 amino acids. The transcript has a single exon.